UUGCAGGGCCCGAAGACCUUUUCACGAACUUCUUACGAAAAAGGUGUAGUCAUUGUUACCUGUGAUCACUGCAGAAAUCACCAUAUCAUCGCGGAUAAUCUAGGCUGGUUUCAGGAUUUCAAGGGCAAAAAUAUUGAAGAGCUUCUACAGAAACGUGGAAUUACUGUCAAAAGAGGAAUUACGAUUGAGGCGGAUGCCACUUCCGUAGAAAAAAGCAAGGUAUCAAAAUUUGUCUCUUUUUCAUUUUCAAUACCCAUGGGUAUUGAAAGGGUUUUACCUAACUUCAUUCAAUAUCUGGCAGAAAUGACUAGUUUAUAUGCCGGCCAUGUUCCUCUUUCACUCGGUUCUCGCUUUCUGCUAGGCGUUGGCUCAGCGGCAAUGGCGAUCUCCGAUCCUCGUCGAGGUGACAUGGUAGCGGCCAUGGGUGAAGCCACAGCUUUUGAAUCUGUCCUUGAGAGGAUCCGACAGAGAAUGGCAAGUGAUGUACUGGGCGCCCGACUUUUAGCUGAACGCCCUAGGGUUACCAACACUAGCGUUAAUCGUGCUUACCUCAGCUCCUUACCUGACAAUACGCUAGGAAAGGAAUAUGCCAAGUUUCUUGACGGUUUACAUACAUCUCCAGAUGCUAGACCUCCUGUAAGGUUUAUCCAAAACAAAGAUCAUCUCUACGUUAUGCAACGUUACCGUGAAACACAUGACUUCAAUCAUGUUCUUCUACAAAUGCCCACUAAUAUGUUGGGUGAGGUCACUGUUAAGUACUUUGAAGGCAUUCAAUUUGGUUUGCCCAUGUGUGUGACUGCCGGCAUAUUUGGGGCAGGAAGGUUGCGCACAAAGCAUCGUCACAGGUUCCUUACGAAACAUCUGCCAUGGAUUCUUGAACAAGCAACAAAAGCUCGAUUUUUCAUGGCUGUUGAUUGGGAAAAUCAUUGGGAGGAAACAAUCUCAGCGCUGCAGGAACAGCUUGACGUAACCCCAUUCGAGACAUAUCACAACUCUAAGCCAUAG
Molecule: messenger RNA, 1005 nt
Organism: Strongylus vulgaris
Lineage: Eukaryota; Metazoa; Nematoda; Chromadorea; Rhabditida; Strongylidae
Source: the annotation of a GenBank genome assembly